This is a messenger RNA of Ilex paraguariensis (yerba mate), 1014 nucleotides long. The record is from the annotation of a GenBank genome assembly. NCBI's taxonomy places the organism in Eukaryota, Viridiplantae, Streptophyta, Magnoliopsida, Aquifoliales, Aquifoliaceae.
AUGAGAUAUGUGGCAGAUGACAAAGAAGAUGAUGUGUUGAAGCUUCCACUCAUUUACUUAAUGGAUUGCACACUGAAUGACUGCAGUAAUACCCUAAAAUCAUUGGCGCAGAGGGAACUUUAUCCAUCUCUGCUGUUAUUUCCGGCAGAAAAGAAAGAUGCUGUAUUUUAUGGAGGAGAUAUGACAAUAAUUGAUAUCAUCAAGUUUAUGGUUGAUCAUGGAAGUAAUUCUCAGAGUCUUGUCCAGGGAAAAGUGAUUGCACGGGAAAAAUCAUAUUUCUUGCCAAAAGCCUUCAAGGGAUAUCACAGGGACACUCGUUUGUUUGUGGAUGAUGUCAUUCUGAAUUACAUGGCAGGCAUUCUAUGGACCGGAGCUGAACGCGGAGGCAGGGAUCAGAACUUGUACAAAGAAGCACAUCUGGCAGAAGAAAAAUACCAUGUAAUUCUACUUAAAGAUAGGACACCAAAAAUAUCAGUCAGAUAUAGUCAGAUCAGACCUCGUACACUGAAUGUGUCGCAAGACACAUCAGCUCAAUUGGCUAUUGGUUCCAUCCUUACUGCAACAGACAAGCUUCUCAAUGUCCACCCAUUUGAUAAAUCCAAGAUUCUCAUUGUCAAAGUGAAUCGAAGUACAGGAUUUCAAGGGCUGAUGAUUAACAAAAAUAUUAGUUGGGACUCUCUGGAGGAACUUGGAGAAGGUUUAGAAGUGCCAAAAGAGUUACCUCUAUCUUUUGGGGGUCCUGUCAUGAAACGUGGAAUGCCUCUUGUUUCUUUGGCCAGAAAUUGUAGUAAUGAGCAGUGCAUGGAAGUCUUACCGAAUAUUUACUUUCUUGAUCAAUGGGCAACACUUCAUGCUAUAGAACAGGUCAAAUCGAGAAAUCAAUCUAUGGAUGACUAUUGGUUUUUCGUGGGUUAUUCAAGUUGGGGUUGGGACCAGCUAUUUGAUGAGAUUGCUGAAGGAGCUUGGAGCAUUAGGAAUGGGGAUUUGGAACCGUUAGACUGGCCAUGGCGAUGA